AAAAUAAAAUUUCGUAGUCCAGUAAUUAUGUUUAAAAAAGUUUUGUGUUUUUCAUAUAAACCCAAAUCAACAUUACCCUGUGUCCGUACCUAUAAAUGUAAUUUAUUCAUUUUGCUUAUUAUGUUUGCAACUAACGAUCUGUUUGUAUGUAUUCUUGUUGAUGUUUUUAAUAAAGAAAUCGCCCCUGAAGAUGCUGAGAAGGACAGCGCAACGUCGGGCUGGAAAGUGAAGAGAAAACCCUUUUUGUUGCACAGGAUCAAAUAGCCUAAAAUACAAAACACUAUAAAAUUCCAUAAAUUGAUCGUCAACUCAUCGUCAUAUUAUUCAACAUCGGAAGGCCUGCCGAAGUAAUCUCUUUAUCUACAUCAACAACAAACAAACAUACAAGAAACAUGAAGGAUUUUUGCAAGCACAUCAAAUACAAAGACGGGGAACACACCUGCAUAACCCUAAAACACUUUAAAAAGCAAAAACAAAAGCUGGAAAAACAGAUGACACAGCUUCAACUCUUAUUGGAAUGCAGACGAUAUGAGCUUUUACCCAACCACCUGACAAACGCAGCAAAAAACAUAAACUACCACGUCCUGAAAAUGAAAGCAAAAGUAGAAAACACAAAACGACUGUUUCUGAAGAAAAUAUUAAACUUAUAAAUUACACAAACAAAUAUAAACAUAAAAAACACCAAAAACUGUAUAUAUCACGCGAGGCAACAACUACAACGCAGCAGAUAUGGCAUUCCUCUUUAGAAAAAUUCUAGGACGUAAACGAACUACAACUAACUUAAAGGAACGCGAGGACGGAGAGAGAAUUUUGGCGUUCUGACUUGUCAUUGUUUUUUUUUUGAGAGCUUGGUUUUUUGAUACAAGGGAGGAUGGUGCCAAAAACGUGUAUAAAACUGUUGUGGAGAUUCAAUAAAAACUUGGUUAAAUUUUCAUAUGCAUUUAUAUUGGCUAGUUAUUUAUAAUUUACAGUCCACGUUUCGUUUUGCAAGCCGAUUCUAUGAAAUUUUGUGAUUUUGUUGAAUGCGCACAUCACUAAACACGUGUCGCAAUUACUAUCGCACGUAAAAACUUGACAGUUGCGUACAUACAUCGGUAAAAACCUGUUUGAGCCUUCAACGUCUCGUCGCCUGGAAUUGUGUCCAGACUUUCCAAAACCAAUUGGCAAGAGCACAUCAGUGUGAGCCUCCAACGACUGUUCGCCCAGAAGUGUGCCCAGUAACCUGAAUAUUUUGUCAAGUGGCAAGAGCACAUCAGUGUGAGCCUCCAACGACUGUUCGCCUAAAAGUGUGUCCAGUAUUCAGAAUAUUUUUCCAAGCGCCAAGAGCACACCUGUGUGAGUCUCUACCCGUGGAAGAAUAAACGUGCUAGUUUUACUAGCCCGAGCAAACUCGUAUGAGCCUUCAACAACUGGUCGCUGAAAGUGUGUCCAAAAUUUUCCAAACUAAUUAGCAAGAAUACAUCAGUGUCAGCCUCCAACGUGUGUGUACAGUAUCCAGCAUAUCUGGUCAAAACGCACGAGCACACCUGUGUGAGCCUUAAAAUACUUAGCCCCCGUUGUUUUAAAGUACAAUCAGCCUUUCAAAAAGUGCCAAGAGCAUACCUGUGUGAGCCUCCGUCUUUUGGUCGUAACGUAAACCGCACAGUGAUUAUACGACAAUUACCAAGCCUAGCCCAUGCAGUGUACCAAACUACAACAGCGUGUCAACAGGACUCAAUACAUUUAGUAAGAUCGAAAUCAACGCUACACGGCAGCCAGCAGCUGUUCAAAGCAGCAGUUGUGACAAAGUUUCAAAACGUGAAAUUAAUGCAACAAAGUAACCAUGGAUAAAUUGAAAGCGCAAGGCAAACGAUUAAAGGUAGCCUAACACGCAUAUACAACGUAUGUGCCGAUCAAAAGACAACGGCGGAGGGUAUAAGAGUUCGUGCAGAAAGAGCGGAUGACUUGUUUAGAUAGUAUGAAAGAAUUCAUCUAGAAAUCGACGUGUUGGCUACCACUAGAGAACAGCAGGCAGAAGAAGAAGUGUACCGCACUGAGGUGGAAGAGAAAUAUUUCGCUAUUAAAACAAUUUACACGCGUUUAAUGCAACUUUCUGCGGGAAAUGAUACUGCUAUUGACCAUCAAGCGAUAUAUCGAUCGCAGUUCAGAACCUACUAGAGCAUCAGACAACAAUGGGUGCAUUAAUCGAACGAAUGUUUGUGACAGUGGGAUAGAAAAUGGUUCAAGCCCAAUAAACGCCAGCAACUACACACAACAACAACACAUCCAACAUGAAAUGCGUUUGCCACGCAUUCAGAUACCAGAAUUUGAUGGCAAAUGUACGGACUGGAUCCGUUUUCGCGACUUAUCCGAGACACUUGUACACAACAGACAAAACAUUUCCAAUAUUGAGAAGCUAGAAUAUUUGCAAACGAAAGUUCGAGGGGAAGCACUUUCGCACAUCAAACAUUUAAAACCAGCCAAUGCAAAUUACGAUUUUGCCUGACAGCUAAUUAAGAAAAAAUAUGAUAAGUCCGACAAAGUAAAGAGAGCUUAUUUUGAACUUUUAUGCGAUCAACAUGCAAUGAAGUCUGCGUCAACGGCAGAAGCUAAGCGACUAUAUAAUACAACCAACGAAAGUAUAAAUGCGUUAAAAGUGCUUAAUGAACCUGUUGAACAUUGGGAUUCAAUUUUAUUGCUGAUGUUAGAGAAAAAGCUUGACGCCGAGACGCGUGUUUUGUGGUAUAGGGAAAAGAAAUCUGAGGAAGAGCAAUCGAUUCAAGAUUUCUUGAACUUCCUGGAGAAAAGACUUUACGAGUUGGAAAACACCCAAAAGACUACAGCGGUCAAUACAUCUCGAAGUGGCAUCGGCGACAAGCGCAACCAAGCGCGCACGCUUUCAACAAUGCUACAUACAUGUGUUCUUUGUUCAAAGCAGCAUCAGCUUUAUCAAUGUAAGCAGUUCCUAGAUAUGGAAGCGAAUGCGAGACGCAAUCUGGUUCAGAGGAGCAACAUCUGCUUUAACUGUCUGCAGCCAGACCACCGCGCAUCAAACUGUAAGAGAUCAUCGUGUAGAAAAUGUGGAGCAAAACACAACUCCCUGUUACAUACAACAUCAGCAGCAAGUGAUGUUCAGCUGUCAGCAGUCAAUACGAACGUAGAGCCAUCUAUUGUCAGUGCAAAUAUCACACAGCAGAGUCAGCGGUCUAUCACAUUGCUGCCAACAGCGAUUGUCGUGCGCAAUAGAUGCAACGAGUUGAACCCAUGUCGCGCUUUGCUGGACUCAGGGUCACAAGGCACGCUUAUAACCGAAUCAUGCAUACAACGACUGCAACUGAAACGAGGCUUUGAUAGAACUAUGCUAUAUGGGAUCGGUUCAGUCAAUGGAAGUCACACUAGAGGAAGGGUUGAAUUGCAUAUCGAGGCGAUACAAUAUGACACCAUAAUUAGAACUGAGGCAUUAUGCUUGCUUAAUUUAACUCACACAUUGCCUCCAUGCGAUAUAACCCAUCAGAGUUUGGCAUUUUUCAAUGAAGUUAAUCUUACAGAUCCAUCAUAUUCGAAACCUAAUAAAAUCGACAUCAUACUUGGCGCAGAUGUCUUCACUAGCUGUUUACUGCCAGAGAAGUUGACUCAUCCUAGCGGUUCACCGACUGCAGUCAACACAAUUUUCGGUUGGGUUAUAAUGGGUAAAAUAAAGGGAGCAGACGAGCAACACAUUGUAACUGCACAUACAUGUGUGGAUUUAAGUCAGCAACUUCAACGCUUCUGGGAAGUUAAAGCUCUACGAGAACCGAUGAAUUACCUGACAGAUGAAGAGAAAAAAGCGGAAAUACAUUUUCAACAACAUACUCAUCGCGAUGAGCAAGGCAGGUACGUUGUUAGGCUUCCGUUGAAAGAGGAUGAGGUUAAACUAGGGGAAUCACAGUCUGCUGCGCUUAAACGACUCAUUUCAGUGGAGCGUCAAAUCGAUGGUGAUGUGCAACUCAAGAAAGAAUAUGGGAAAUUUAUGGACGAUUAUUUAUAGUUGGGGCAUAUGGAUAUUAGCAGCACGGUAAACGUACACGGAACGUACUUCAUACCACAUGACGCAGUAUUCAAAAGAACAUGUGCCACAACAAAACUACGAGUAGUGUUCGACGCAUCCUGCAAUAGUUCAAAUGGAUUGUCACUCAACGACAACUUGUUAAUCGGUCCAACAAUACAAAGUGAUCUUUUCGAUAUCAUAUGCAAAAUCCGGAAAUGCCGGCGAUAUUGAGAAAAUGUACCGACAGGUAUUGGUACAUCCAGAUGACCGGCCUUUGCAGCGAAUAUUGUGGAUACGUUCCAUGGAAGAACAUAUUGCUUACGAUCUUCGCACCGUAACGUUUGGCACGGCAGCUGCACCUUUCUUAGCGAUUAGGACACUGCAGCAAGUGGCAUAUGACUACUCUGAUGAAAAUCCUGACACAGCAUCUGCAAUAUCGAACAAUUUUUAUGUACAUGAUUUCUUGGCAUGUGCUCCCACGUCAGUAGGAGCAGUGAAGCUAAAGAACGAUGUGUGUUCAAUAUUAUCUGAGGCAGGAUUCAAGCUACGUAAGUGGUAGUCAAAUUCGAGAAGGUUCUUGGGUACAAUUGACAUAGAUGAUUGUCAAAAAUCUCCUGAUGCAAUUAUCGACACCACAAGCGCCGUAAAAACACUUGGUUUGCUUUGGGAGACUUAAACAGAUAGCUUCAAGUACAACGUGGCCUUUGAAGACAUCACAUUAACCGUGACAAAACGUAAAGUACUAUCGGAUAUCGCCAGAAUAUUCGACCCAAUCGGAUGGAUUGCUCCGGUCGUUAUUAAAAUGAAGAUUUGUAUGCAAAAAUUAUGGCUAAAGGGCGUAAGUUGGGAUGAAGAGCUACCAUGUGAGCUAUACAGCGAAUGGUAUGAUUAUAGGCAGAACAUCAACAGAAUUUCAAAACUUCGUAUACCAAGGUGGCUUGCUUUCACUGAUGACAGCAUUGUUGAGUUGCAUGGGUUCUCGGACGCGUCCGAAGUAGCAUUUGCAGCAGCGGUUUAUGUGCGUAUACAGCGGAGGGAUGGCGAGGUGUUCACCUACUUAAUUGCAGCUAAAACCAGGGUAGCUCUGGUAAAGCAAAUCACGUUAACGCGGCUUGAGUUGUGCCCUGCACACUUGUUGGUGAAGUUAAUAGUCAAAGUACGACAAUCUUUAAGUUUCGAAGUAGUUGACGUGGUUGGUUGGACAGAUUCGUCAAUUGUUUUGGCGUGGUUGGCAGAUCAUCCUCGCCGCUGGAAAACCUUCAUUGCAAAUAGAACUUUCCAAAUAAUAGACGUCAUACCAGCUGAGCAAUGGCAUCAUAUACCGUCACAAUACAAUCCGACAGACCUUGCUACAAGGGGAAUUUGGCCUGCAGAGCUUGUAACUUGUAAAUUAUGGUAGCAAGGACCUGACGUACUGAUACAUAAAUCAAUGUCACAUAUCGAGAAGCCAUCUACGUCACCGAAUGUCGGCAUGGAAGAACGAAAGGCGGUUCAGUCACAUACAGCUAUCAUACAAAGUUUUGACCUAAUUGAGAGGUAUUUAAAAUACACGCAUCUUUUACGCAUCACUGCACUUCUGUUACGCUUUGUACACAACUGCAAAAGUGGUAGCUCCAAGCAACCGAAAACAGCUACCGGGAUUUCAACCAACGAGCUGCAGCACGCCCAUAACGUAUUGGUGAGGAAAGAGCAAAGAACAUACUUUACACAAGAGAUACGAUUACUAUUGAAAGGUAAGUCUCUACCUAUGUCAAACAAACUGACGACUCUUGCACCUUUCAUCGAUAACGGUGGCCUACUUCGGGUUGGAGGCAGGAUUGUAAACGCUAACAUCAACUGCGACCAGAAGCAUCCUUUAGAUAUCCACAAAGACAGCCAUUUGAACCGACUUAUCGUGAUGUAUUCCCAUCUGAAGCACCUACACGCUGGAAGUCGUCAACUUCGUUACUUGCUUAGACUAAGAUCCCAAGGGGUACAUACACAAUUAAACGAUGUGUUUUUAAAUGUGCAACGUGUACGAAAGUACGUGGAAUAGCUUACCAGCAACAGAUGGGUAAUCUUCCUCCACAUCGACUAAACCCAGGUGCAGCCUUUCUCAAUACGGGUGUAGAUUAUGCCGGGCCGUUACAGGUGCGUUCCUGGAAGGGACGAGGGUCUAAGCUAUACAAAUAUUGGAUCGCGCUCUUUGUGUGCCUGUACAUAUCGAGCUUGUUACGGAACUGUCAACUGGGGCCUUUAUCGCAUCGCUUCGUCGGUUUGUCGCCAGGCGCAGAAAGCCCCUGCACUUGUUUUCGGACAACGCCACAAAUUUCGUGGGGGCCAAUCAGCAGUUGCGCGAAUUCUUGUUUGCAUCCACAACAAAAGAGGGCAUUUCAAAGGAACUAGCGGAUCAGCAGAUACAAUGGCACUUUUCACCACCCUCUGGCCCACAUUUUGGUGGGAUAUGGGAGGCUGGGGUAAAGUCAGUUAAGUACCACCUCAAACAAGUUUUAACAGAAGCAGCAAUAACAUAUGAGGAAAUGUCUACAGUACUUUGCCAAAUUGAAUUUUGUCUGAACUCUCGGUCAAUGUGCAUCAAAUUCGAGGGAGAUGUCGAUCCAUUAACUCCGGCCAAUUUUUUGAUAUUCCGUUCACCACAUACAAUGCCCGACGAAAACUUGGUCAAUUUAAAGGAGAAUGCGCUCAACAGAUGGCAAGACCUUCAGCGACUGGUUCAAGAAGAAGUGGUCUGUAGAAUGCAUACGCCAGUUGCAGCAACGACCAAAGUGGGCACAAAAACUUAAAAAUAUAACCAUUGAUGACGUUUUGGUCAUAAAGGAUGACAACCUUCCUCCAUCAAGUUGGGCAAUAGGAAGAAUCGUUGAGACACAUCCUGGACCUGAUGGUCUCGUUCGAGUAGUUACCGUAAAGACAGCAAAAGGAACAUUCAAAAGACCAGUAGUGAAGCUGUGUCCAUUGUUUCUGGAUCAUUGAAAGCAGGUGCUUUUCAGAGGGGCCGGAAUGUUUAGAAUAUUUGAUAAAUUGGAAUAUUUAAUGUUCUUCCAAAAUUUCAGAGAUAUUUGGAAAAUUCUAGGAAGUAAACGAACUACAACUAACUUAAAGGAACGCGAGGACGGAGAGAGAAUUUUGGCGUUUUGACUUGUCAUUGUUUUUUUUAGAGCUUGGUGCCAAAAACGUGUAUAGAACUGUUAUGUAGAUUCAAUACACACUAGGUUAAUUUUUCAUAUGCAUUCAUAUUGGCUAGUUAUUUAUAAUUUACAGUCCACGUUUCUUUUUGCAAGACGAUUCUACGACAAAUACGUUUGUCUAAAUUAGAAAAGCUAAAACCUCAACAACCUAAAAAUCUAGGAAUAAAUCUAAACAACGAUUGGUUUGUAAAUAAAACAGCAAUAGAAUUUGAUGAAGAGUCGAAAUGGUUAUUAUCCCUGGGAAGAAAAUUCGCAUUACUGACAACAAAAACUAUUUCAAACCGGUACAAAUGAUAGCAGAAAUGGAACAAAUAAUACAACCAAUAGAAGACAAUAGGACCAAAGAAAUAGCAAAGAUGCAAGCUGAGUAAUUGGAUCAUCCAAUUCAAACGCAGCAUAAAACACAAUGCAGCUGAGAGAUUUAUUUUAGAAACAUUAAAUAAAACAAAAAUACUCUUAAAACGACACAAAAAUUAAAUAAGAGUAACGGGGGCAGACAGGGGAAAUAAAACGGUGGCACUUUACAAAGCAGACUAUGAGGAGAAGAUAAAAAACGACUUGAAGAUAAAAACACAUAGAAAACAAAAAGAAACGACCCAACAACAACACUACAGAGAAAAAACAAUGCCCUGGUUAUACAAAAGUGCAACAAUUAAUUUCAGAGAGAAACAACAGUUGGCAUGCGCCGCUGCGACUGCACCGAGACUUUACGGGUUGCCAAAAAUACGCAAACCAGACUUGCCUUUACGGCUAUGGAUAAAUUUUCCAAAUCGAACGAUGAAUUGGUGGAACUAGAAAAGGAAAAACUGAUGGCAAUGCAAGCUGCAGAAGGACACAAAAAGACAAACGGAUGGUGUUUUAGAUUUUUUAAAUAGAUUUUAAGGAAUAGUGUGUAAGGUAUCCUGAAUUUAAUACUUUUUUUACACAUUUAUUAGAUUAUAAAGAUAGUAUGUAAGGUCUAAUGAGUGAACUGUUUUUUUUUAGCUUUUAGAACUAUUUAAGAAAAUGGAAUCAAAUAUGUUGUGAGUUUUAUUUUCUUUUUUGUUUUAGAUUUUUAAAUAGAUGUUAAGGAAGUAGUAUGUAAAAUUUUGUGAUAUGAACUUUUUUGUUUUCAAUGUAAUAUAUAUUUCCUUUCUUUUAUAAACCGGUUGAAGGCUCUUUGGUUCUAUAUUAAGAAGAAAAAAAAAUGAAACUGAAAUAAAUGUAAUAAUAACUUACUGAAGUAUGAAGUGAAAGCAUUCCUUAUUGAUUCAGCUUCAGUUGCGCUUUGGUGCAAAUCUGCGUAUUGUGGUUGCCUUCUACUGCUGUCGUUAGCCUUCUGCUCAGUUAGCCAAGAAAGUGAAACUGGGUCAUUUUCCGCUAUCAAAAAGUUGUGCAAGACACAGCAAGUAUGGGCCUGUUCGAGGCACGUAAUAAAAGCGGCAAUACUGCAGCACUAAUGAAAAUUUGCAAUACUGUUGCAACUUCCCAACUGAUAAAACGUUGCUAGAAAUUCACACCGAACGUGAUACUUUAAUAAUUCGCGCAACACUGCGGUUGUGAUUGCAUCUCGAACAAGCCCUUUUUAUAAUAGAAUUCGCAUAGUCAAUUCUGUUAUGCCUUUACCAAUCCGGCGAAACCUAUAAUUGUACAUACACAGGUAUGGAUGUUAUUAGUUUUCAGUGUUGCCAGAAUAUUUUUGUACCCCAUCCCCAUAUCGGGCCGCAGUUAUCCCCAAAAAAUCCACAUUUUUCUUUUAAAUCCCCAUUUAAAUCCCCUUUAGUAAGAAAUAAAAA
Messenger RNA from Rhagoletis pomonella (apple maggot), 8969 nucleotides. RefSeq lists its product as uncharacterized. The coding region runs from base 2564 to 4006 and encodes 480 amino acids. The record is from RefSeq and is a predicted model, not a curated record. The transcript has 2 exons. NCBI's taxonomy places the organism in Eukaryota, Metazoa, Arthropoda, Insecta, Diptera, Tephritidae.